AUGACUGCCCACGUUCGGGCUGGAAACAUGCGAGAUGAGACAUCCCCCGUCGACCUGGUUGACAGCGCGUCGGCAAUCUUCAACGCGGAGGGCCCCGUGAGCCCCCGCACCGCUCCACCGGCCACGUUGCCGCAGACACGGAAAUAUAUCAGCGCACUAGAGGAAAGAAUCGCAUUCCUCGAAGCACGUUUGCCAGAUUUUGCCGAAGACCACUUCGCGGUGACAUCUUCCGCAGCAACACCUCCGGAACCCAAGACGAGAGGUUCGCGGAGAGACUCAAGAGACUCACCUUCGGACGAUGAGCCAUCAUCAUUAGUUGAUGGCGUUGCCUACCUGUCGUUAUGCGCAUCUGGCACAAUAGACACCGCCCCAGAGCCCUUUUACCUAGGGUCGAGCUCCGGCGCCACGAUUGCGCGGAUGAUUCAGUCUUUCAUCUUUCACAGCUCGGGUAAUAAAGCUGGAGUUGAUGUUAUGGCAACGAGUCAAACUGUACCGUCAUCUUCGAUGCACUCGCGAGGGAAUCCUUCGGUAUCCUCUAGCCCGGAGGAGCCCCAGUCUGAGUUCCCGUUCCCCGAGCAGGCGAAGAUGCUCUUCGAUGUCUUCUUUGAUCGGCUUCAUACGCGAUGGCCUAUCCUGGAUCGUAAGCUGUAUACAAAGCUAUUCGAAAAGCAGUAUGACCAAGGAGCGCUUACGAUCCAGAAUCGAAGCAUUAUGCACCUGGUGUACGCCAUUUCGGCAAAAUUCCUGCAGUUGAUGAAGAAGCCUUGCUACGUGGACCCUCAGAAACACCUCAUGGCUGCCAUCGAGCCGAUGGAUUAUAUCCUGGAACAACACAACCUAGCCACCGUCCAGCUUCUCCUUCUGCUCGCAGUUCAUGGGACGAGAAGUCCCUACGGUGCCGGCGCAUGGUCUCAGGUGCGGUACGCUGUUACGCUCUGCAUAGAACUAGGUCUCCAUCGAAAGCAGUCAGGCACCUCUACUCACAAUCCACGCGAUCUCGAGAUUCGAAGGCGCGUCUUCUGGUCUUGUUACUGUUUGGACCGCAUGACGAGUGUAGUGCUUGGACGGACUUUCGCCAUCGCCGACAGAGACAUCAACGUGGAGAUGCCAAGUGACCAUUUGGAGUUUUGGGAUUUGACAGCUCUAAAUCACCCGUCAAGCACAUCAGAACUGCCCUGGUCAAACAUGAAACCGUUCAUCCACAUUAUCAAGCUCCGGAGAAUACAAUCCAAGAUCCACCGCCGAGUAUACCGAGUUGAUAAAGACGUCUUCUCAGGUUCCUUGGAAGAACGAGUUAAACUCGAUUCCAAAAUGGGAGAAGUCAGGGCCGAGCUCGAUGAGUGGGCGAGAACAGUCCCUCAUCCGCCAAAAGACGCUGGAAGCAUAAGUUGGAUGUAUGAUCCGGAAAGCGCAUAUCACGACUCUAGAGAUUUCUUCGAUCUGCAAUACCACAAGUCAGUUUUAUCGCUCUUUACCGUACUCCUCCCCACUCUCAAAACCUCCGACUCGCGGUUCAUCACCACCGCCCGGUCCGCCGCCCGCGUCUGCACGGCAUACAAGCGUCUCAACCAGCAAAAGACGCUCAGCUACACCAUGAUGGCACUCCACUCGUGCUUUAUCGCCGGGCUAACACUGGUAUACUGCCUAUGGCGGGACCGCUCUCUCUUCUCGUACGACACGCUCGAAGCUACGAGAGCAUGUUCUCAGUCUUUGACCAUCUUUGGCGAGAAGUUUCAUGGCGCGAUUAAGUACCGCGAUAUCUUUGAUGCUCUCUCGGGGAGCCUGUUAAAGACAAUUGUUGAUCCGACAACGGGCCCAGACGAAGGAUCAAAGUCGCUCGAUGUGGACUUGGGAGUGAAUCCGGGGGUGUAUCCGGCGAUGGCGCCCGCAAGGACUUCUGGGAGCUUGGCCAUGGAACGGAGCAGUGGGGUCGAGGAAAAGCCAACCGUUACUCAUGCGAUCUCUGAUGCCGUGAAAGAGGCGUUUAUGGAGGUGGACGAAGAAGCACCGGGCGGUUGGCAGGGUUGGAGGAUGUUUAACGAAAUGGUGCAGCCCGAUCUCGCCUGUACUAGUCCAGUCCCAUUUACUUCAAUCCUGUAG
This is a messenger RNA of Colletotrichum phormii, 2100 nucleotides long. RefSeq names its product fungal-specific transcription factor domain-containing protein. The coding region runs from base 1 to 2100 and encodes 699 amino acids. The transcript has 6 exons. NCBI's taxonomy places the organism in Eukaryota, Fungi, Ascomycota, Sordariomycetes, Glomerellales, Glomerellaceae. Gene Ontology annotation, biological process: DNA-templated transcription; positive regulation of transcription by RNA polymerase II. Gene Ontology annotation, molecular function: zinc ion binding; DNA-binding transcription factor activity, RNA polymerase II-specific; sequence-specific DNA binding. The record is from RefSeq and is a predicted model, not a curated record.